Molecule: messenger RNA, 10881 nt
Organism: Nerophis lumbriciformis (worm pipefish)
Lineage: Eukaryota; Metazoa; Chordata; Actinopteri; Syngnathiformes; Syngnathidae
Source: RefSeq, a predicted model, not a curated record
AUGGCUCUCUCAGCCAAAAAGGUUCCCGACCCCUGGUGUAACCUAUCUGUAAAAAACAUUUUUCUGAAAAAAAAAACAAAACUAUUCCUGACAUAUUUUGUUUUCUGGUAGUAUCAACAGUUUAUUAUUGUAGCCUUACAGUAAGAUAUUUCCCCAUCACUCUAAUAAUACUCACUGAAAUACUUUUUUUUGGGUUAUUUUUGGAUGGAUGAUCAAAACUGCGAUUGUUUGGCUUCGGUGGAGGUCUGUUUGUUCUAAUAGUCGUGUGGUGUGUUGGUCAAAAUGACUUUAAACACUUGUAUUAUUCGUGAUGCCUUUUGACCACAUCGAGGGAAUCCCUCAUCAUUUUGCUAAACACGUAAGUAUGCUGUACAUAUUUUACAUCCACAUUUCCAUCCAGCGUGUGUGAAGUAUCCCUGUCCUUCCCUCCUGCAGCGAGGUCACGACCUUAAUGGAUCAGCAUCCAGCUCUGAGAAGGCACAGCGGGGUGAAGAAGUGGUCCGGUCGGAGAUAAGAAGCAAAGGGAAUGCUGACAACCUGUUUCUGCUUUAAAGUUGACCUGCCUCUUGAGGUUUCUGCAAGCCCAGGGUUUUCUGCAAACAGUAGAGGGCGCUCUAAUCUGCUGCAGUGCAGGAUGGAGGCUUUGAGAAGAGGGCUCUUUCAUCACAAGCUUCCUAAGUGACAAAAAGGGUUGUAAACAAGGUAAAAAAAAAGAAAAAACAACAAAAAAAUUGUUAUACCUAAUUUGGAUUUAGACAUGCAUAAAUACCCACCUUCUAAAUAGUACUGCUUUUUAACUAUUUCUGCUAUUACUUUAAAAAUAAUCUUUUUUUAAAAGGAAAAACAAUAUUAUUAUUGUGUGUGUGUGUGUGUGUGUGUGUGUGUGUGUGUGUGUGUGUGUGUGUGUGUGUGUGUGUGUGUGUGUGUGUGUGUGUGUGUGUGUGUGUGUGUGUGUGUGUGUGUGUGUGUGUGUGUGUGUGUGUGUGUGUGUGUGUGUGUGUGUGUGUGUGUGUGUGUGUGUGUGUGUGUGUGUGUGUGUGUGUGUGUAAAUAUAUAUAUGUAUAUAUAUAUACAUAUGUAUAUAUACGAAUAUAUGUAUAUAUGUGUAUAUAUAUAUAUAUAUGUAUAUGUAUAUAUGCAUAUGUGUGUGUAUACAUAUUCAAAAAAAUGUAUGAAACAUUGCAAAUAAAAACAUUCCAUUCAUUACAAAAAUAAUUUUUUUCUGUCAAUUAUUUUGUAUUUAUCACAAGACAAGGAAAACAACAUGAAAAUAAAUGUAAAAAGCCAAAAUACUCCUAAUUUGCAUUAAUUGUUAUGAAAAUAAACCUCCAUUAAAAAAAGCAAGAUUAAAAUGUUACAUUACCUUAAUUAUGACAAUGAUUGUUCUUUGUCAAUCAAUUGCAUUUAUCACAGGAAAAGAAAAAUAGCAUGUCAAUCUAAAAAAAAGUGUGUCCAAAUAUAACUAAUUUUUAUUCAUUAAUUUCAUGAGAACCGCCAUUGGAAAAAAUGAAACUACAGAAAAUGUAGUUGGAUGUGAUGGAUAAACAAAAACCCAUGACCUUAAUUAUAUUCAUCACAAGACAAGGAAAAUAACAUGAACGUCUAAACAAAAAUGUCCAACUAUAACUACUUUUUAUUCAUUAUUGUUAUGAAAAUAAACUUCCAUUAAAAGAAAAAAAAAAAAAAUGCCUUAUAAUAGUUGGAUGUGUUGAAUAAGCAAUAACACAUAGCCUAUAAUGACUUUUAUUAGUUAGUAAGUUGUACAGUAUUGAUUACAAGAAAAAACAAAAACAUUAAAAUCUAAAAAAAAAAAAAAAAAGAAGGUCCAAAUAUAACUCCAUCCAUCCAUCCAUUUUCUACCGCUUAUUCCCUUCGGGUGCGCGGGGGGUGCAGACAACAUUCACACUCACAUUCACACACUAGGGCCAAUUUAUUGUUGCCAAUCAACCUAUCAUUUUCAUUUAUUAUUAAUAUGAAAAUAAAUCCCCAUUAAGAUAAAUAACAUGAAAAUAUAGUUGUAUCUGAUAAAUAACCAAAAAUACGAGGUGGCGACUUGUCCAGGGUGUACCCCGCCUUCCGCCCGAUUGUAGCUGAGAUGGACUCCAGCGCCCCCCGCUACCCCGAAGGGAAUAAGCGGUAGAAAAUGGAUGGAUGUAUGGACAUUAUCUUAAUUAUUACAAUGGUGUUCUUUUGUCAGUAAGUGGUAUUAAUCACAAGGAAAAUAAAACAAAAACAAUAAAAAUUUAAAAUAAAUUGUCCAAAUAUAACACAUUUCCUUCUAUAUUAUUAUGAAAAUAAAUUUCCAUUAAAACAUAUUCAAGAAAAUAGUUGGAUGUGGGAAAUAAUACAAAAUAAGUCAAGUAAAUAGUUGCUUGUGUGAAAUAAUAAAAAACACAAUAUUUUACAUCAUUAGAAAAGAAAAAUAACUUAUUUUCAUUCAUUAAUAUCACGUCAAUGAAAAAAUCAACAUGAAAAUGUAGUUGGAUGUGAUAAAUAAUCAAAAACACAAUAACUUAUAUUAGCUUUUCUUUUUCAGUAAGUUGUAUUUAUCACAAGAAGAAAAAAAAAGUCCAACUAUGAAUACAUUUCCUUCAUUAUUAGUAUGAAAAUAAACCUCCACUGAAAGUACUAACAACAUGAAAAUAUUGGAUCUGAUAAAAAAGAAAAUCAAAAACAUCUAAAAAAAAUAAUUUACAUAUAUAACUACCGGUAAUUUUCCUUCAUUAUCAUUAUGACAAUAAAAUAAAUAAAACAAUUCAAGAAAAUAGCUGGACGUGAUGAAUAAUUAAAGACACAUUGCCUGUCAUCACACAAAAAAAAAGGAAAAAUAACAUGACCAUCGAAAAAAAAUGUCCAAAUACAACUAAUUUUCACUUGACAAUAAACCACCAUUAAAAACAAAUCACCUUAAAAAUGUUGCCAUUAUGCAAAUUGAGAAGUGUCAAAAAGUGUGUCAAAAGCCAAAGCUGAGCAUAAAUUGAGCUACUUUGGAGGAGUAUGGCAUCAUUAAUGCUUCAAAUGUGUCAUUAUUCCAUUUUCUUUGUAGGAAGCCUUCCAAAAAAGAAGUUCCCCCUGUAGAAGAAGAAGGUGCAUGAUAAAAUAUUGGAUCUGGAAAAAAAAAAAAAAAAUCAAAAACACAUGACCAAAUUAUUACAAUGGCUUUUCCUUGUCAGUAAGUUGAAUUCAUCAAAAGAAAAAAUCCUAAAUACCUUAAAAAAUAAUUUACAUAUAUAACUAAUUUUCCUACGUAAUUAUUAUUAAAAUAAACAUUAAAUAAAUAAAAAAAAUCAAGAAAAUAGCUCGACUUGAUGAAUUAUUAAAAACACAUGGGUGCUUAAUUUGAAAAUGUAUUUUUGUUUGUGGAUUGUAUGCAACCUGUUGUGUUACCCUGGUUUUCAGUGUACAUGGGUGAAGGUGUGUGUUGAUGAGCUCGAUCUGGACAUAAUCUGAACUGAACCUGGUUUUAAGAACCCUUUUGAACAAUCUGAUUUCAUUGACAACCUGGUCUGGUGAAGAUAAGGUCCUUUAUUUAUUUAUUUAUUUAUUUUUAAAAUAAAAUAAAAUAAGAUAAAUAAAUAAAUAAAAAAUAUUUUUUCUUGAAUAAAAAAGAAAGUAAAACAAUAUAAAAACAAUUACAUAAAAAAUUGUAAUUAAUGAAAAUGUUAGUGGACCAGCAGCACACACAAUCAUGUGUGCUUUAAGGACUGUAUCCCUUGCAGACUAUAUUAUUCUAUAUUGUAGGAACCAGAAGUUUUUAAUAACAGAAAGAGACAGCCCCUUUUGUGUAAAUGAGUGUGGAUGGGGGAGGGAGUUUUUUUUUUUUGGGUUGAUGCACUAAUGGUAAGUGUAUCUUGUGUUUUUUAUCUUGUUUAAAAUAAAAAAAAUAAAAAAAUAAAAAUACAUUGCCUUUCAUCACAAAAAAAAAGGAAAAAUAACAUGACCAUCUAAUUUUUUUUCUCCAAAUACCACUCAUAUUCACUUAUUAAUAUCAUGACAAUAAACCACCAUUAAAAACAAAUUGCCUUAAAAUUGUUGUUAUUAUGCAAAUUGAGAGGUGUCAAAAGCCAAAGCUGAGCAUAAAUUGAGCUACUUUGGAGUAUGGCAUCAUUAAUGCUUCAAAUGUGUCAUUAUUCCAUUUUCUUUGUAGGAAGCCUUCCAAAAAAGAAGUUCCCCCUGUAGAAGAAGAAGGUGCAUGCUAUGAAUACAUUUCCUUCAUUAUUAGUAUGAAAAUAAACCUCCAUUGAAAGUACUAAUCAACAUGAAAAUAUUGGAUCUGAUAAAUAAAAACAAAACAAAAAAACACAUGACCGAAUUAUUACAAUGGCUUUUCUUUGUCAGUAAGUUGUAUUCAUCAAAAGAAAAAAUCCUAAAUACCUAAAAAAUAAUUUACAUAUAUAACUAAUUUUCCUUCAUAAUUAUUAUGAAAAUAAACAUUAAAUUAAAAAAAAAAAAAUCAAGAAAAUAGCUCGACUUGAUGAAUAAUUAAAAACACAUUGCCUUUCAUCACAAAAAAAAAAAGGAAAAAUAGCAUGACCAUCUAAACAUUUUUUCCAAAUACCACUCAUUUUCACUUAUUAAUAUCAUGACAAUAAACCACCAUUAAAAACAAAUUGCCUUAAAAUUGUUGUUAUUAUGCAAAUUGAGAGGUGUCAAAAGCCAAAGCUGAGCAUAAAUUGAGCUACUUUGGAGUAUGGCAUCAUUAAUGCUUCAAAUGUGUCAUUAUUCCAUUUUCUUUGUAGGAAGCCUUCCAAAAAAGAAGUUCCCCCUGUAGAAGAAGAAGGUGCAUGGUGAGGAAGGCUGCUGUUGGUUGGGUGACGACUGCGCCCGCCCCUUAAUCCUAUUGGCUGUCAGCCCACCGCGGGGCCGAGUGCCCGCUGGCUGAUGCAGCUGUCAAUCACGGGCGACGUCCUCUCCUGGGGCUCGUGGGCUGGGAGAGAGGCGACGUGAGGCAGGCGGCCAACCAACCAACAAACCAACCAGUCAGUCAGUCAGACGCUGCGUGCGUGCGUGGAGAGACGAGAGUGACGGAGGGUUCCCACACCAAACCCACUCGUGUGUUGAAUGUUGUGCGUGGACCAUCACCAGCGCGCCGCCAUGCGCGUGCACCUGGCUGGGAGCUUUACGGUGGCCGCCGAGAGACACCGCGUGUGAUUUAUUAGUGUGUGUGUGUUUGUGUGUGUGUGUGUUGUUAUUGUUGUGUUGCAUGUGAAGGAGGCUGACGUUCGCCGGCUCUGCGGCUGUUUAGUGUGUGCUCGUCGGUUGCCAGCCACCACCGCCAUCCCGCCUCCCUCCUAUGGGACUCUAAUUAAUCGGAGGCAUGUGGACUCGCACCAGGAUUAGACAUCGCUUCCUAACAGUGUGCCUGCUCUUGACGUUAUGGGCCAAGGCGUCCCAGUCAACGGGCUAUUUCGAGCUGCAGCUGAUCUCCGUGGAGAACGUGAACGGCGAGCUGGCCGGCGGCGAGUGCUGCGACGGCUCCAGGAGCUCCCGGGAAGACCUGCGCUGCGUGGAGGACGAGUGCGACACCUACUUCAAGGUGUGCCUCAAGGAGUACCAGGGGGACAUCGCCACCGGGGGGCCCUGCACAUUCGGCGCGGGAGCCACGCACGUUCUCGGUGGAAAUAUGUUGAAUUUUCAGAACGCAAAGAAUAAAAUCGACGAGGCCGGCAAGAUUGUGAUCCCCUUCCAGUUCGCAUGGCCGCGGACGUACACCCUAAUUGUAGAGGCCUGGGACUGGGACAACGUGACCCGGAACCACGACGAGGAGCUGCUGAUCGAGCGCACGGCCCACACGGGCAUGGUCAACCCCGGUGACCCGUGGAAGACCAAUACCUACAACGGGCCCGUGGCCCGCAUAGUCUACCGUAUCCGGGUGCGGUGCGAUGACAAUUACUACGGCAACAAGUGCAAUAAGCUGUGUGUUCCUCGCGACAACUACUUUGGCCACUAUCGCUGUGACCAGUCGGGCGACAAGGUGUGCCUGGAGGGAUGGAUGGGUCCUAAAUGUCAGACAGCAAUCUGCAAGCAAGGCUGUAAUCUGGAGCAGGGUGGCUGCACGGUUCCAGGGGAGUGCACGUGCAAGUACGGCUGGCACGGGGACUUCUGCAACGAAUGUACGGUGUUCCCGGGAUGCGUCCACGGCACUUGCAGCGUGCCCUGGCACUGCGACUGCGAGAGGAACUGGGGCGGCCUGCUGUGCGAUAAAGAUUUGAAUUACUGCGGCCGCCACCAGCCGUGCGUCAACAGAGGCACGUGCAUGAACACCGAACCAGACGAGUACCACUGCGCGUGUCCACAAGGCUACUCAGGCAAGACCUGUGAGAUCGCCGAGCACUCCUGUGUUUCCAGUCCUUGUGCAAACGGCGGGACAUGCCAUGAAGCUCCCUCAGGGUUCGAGUGCCAGUGUCCGCCGGGCUGGGAGGGUCCGACCUGUGCACACAAUCUGGACGAGUGCGCCUCCAAUCCAUGUGCCCGAGGUGGAACGUGCAUCGACCUGGAGGAUGGCUUUGAGUGUGCCUGUCCUCCAGAGUGGGAAGGAAAGACCUGCCAGAUAGAUGCUAAUGAGUGUGCAAGAAAGCCAUGCGUGAACGCUUAUUCUUGCAAAAAUUUGAUUGGUGGAUAUCACUGCGACUGUUUUCGGGGAUGGUCUGGACAAAACUGUGACAUCAACAUGAGUGGCUGCAAAGGGCAAUGCCAGAACGGAGCUAUAUGCAAGGAGGGCCCACAUGGACACAUCUGCCAGUGCCCGCCGGGCUUUGUGGGUUCUCGCUGUGAAAUCCAGAGGAACAAGUGUGACAGCGGACCUUGCCAGAAUGGAGGGCAAUGCCACCCUGUGUUGGGUGGCUUUGUGUGCCAGUGUCCAUCAGACUACGCAGGAAAGCUGUGUGAGAUCCAGAUCUUGUCCCCUUCGGAUGCUUGCGAAGCGAACCCGUGCGAGAACCGGGCCAAGUGCCACAGCAUGGGCCAGGACUUCUACUGUGCGUGUCCUGAAGGCUUCGAGGGAAAGACCUGCGAUCGCCCCAAAGAGGACUGCAAGACCACCCCAUGUCAAGGCAAGGACAAUCCCCAGCUAGGACUAUUUCCUUGCGUUCGUGCAAUAGAGGAAGUAAUAAUGCCUUUAUUGCCUUCAGUUAUCGACAGCUGCACCGUUGCUGUUGCGACCAACGACUCGGCAGAAGUGCGGCACAUCUCCUCCAACGUCUGCGGGCCUCGGGGGCGCUGUGUGAGCGGGCCGGCCGGCAACUUCACGUGCAUCUGUGACCCGGGGUUCAGCGGCAUCUACUGUCAUGAGAACAUUAACGACUGCAUCCAGAGCCCGUGUCAAAACGGGGGCACCUGCAUCGACGGCGUCAACUCGUUUCAGUGCUUCUGUCCUGACGGCUGGGAAGGACGGCUCUGCGACCUCAACGUCAACGAGUGCCGACACAACCCGUGUAAGAACGGUGGCCGCUGCGUGGACCUCGUGAACGACUUCUACUGCGAGUGUGCCGACAGCUGGAAGGGCAAGACCUGCCACUCGCGCGAGAGCCAGUGUGAUGCCACCACCUGCAGUAACGGAGGCACCUGCCAUGACCACGGGGACACCUUCCGCUGUGCCUGCCCCCCUGGAUGGGGAGGAAACACGUGCAACACAGCCAAGAACAGCACAUGCGCCUCCAGUCCGUGCUCCAACGGUGGAACCUGCGUGGGAGGAGGAGACACCUUUUCUUGUAUCUGCAAAGAGGGCUGGGAAGGUCCCACCUGCGGCCAAAAUAUCAACGACUGCAACCCUCAUCCAUGCUAUAACGGCGGUAUCUGCGUGGACGGAGUCAACUGGUUCCGCUGCGAGUGCGCCCCCGGGUUCGCCGGUCCCGACUGCAGGAUCAACAUCAACGAGUGCCAGUCAUCACCCUGUGCCUACGGCGCCACCUGUGUGGACGAGAUCAACGGCUUCCGCUGCGUUUGUCCACUUGGCAGAACUGGAGUCAGAUGUCAAGAGUUCAUAGGUAUUGGGAAGUCUUGUCAGUACGUCGAUCUGCAGUUUCCUCACGGCAGCCGCUGGGAGGAAGAGUGCAACAGCUGCCAUUGCAGCAACGGAAAAGUGGACUGCACAAAGGUGCUGUGCGGUCGCCGGCCCUGCCGCCUCCUGUCAUCAGACCAGGACCAGUCGGAGCAGUCCUGCCCUGCCGGACGGAAGUGUGUUCCCCACAGAUACCUGACGUGCUUCGCCCCUCCUUGCCAUCAGUGGGGGGUUUGCUCUGUGGGUAGAACGUCGCUGGCUCUCACACAGACCACCAGCACCAAGUGCCAGCCGAACGGCGGGCACCUGGACAACAACUGCGGCCGCGUCACCUUGGUUUUCAACAAAGACAAAGUCCCGCCAGGGACCACAGUGGAGAACAUCUGCUUUGAGCUGAGGUAUCUUCCUGACACCCGGACUUUGGCCAAAGACCACAAUCUCCUGCUGCUUUGCGACUUGUCUCGUUCCACUCAGGACGCUGUGGAAGUGGCCGUAUCCUUCCAGCCCGAGGAUCUUGCGGACCACAGUCUGAUUCAGGAGACGGCCAACGCCAUCGUGGGCACCUUGUCCAAGCGCCACAACAGCACCAUCAUGUUGGCAGUUAUUGAGGUGAAGGUGGAGACGCAGGUCACGUCUGCUUCAUUAGAUUACCUGCUGCCUCUCCUCUGCGGCAUCUCCAGCUUACUCUGCCUUUCCUGCGUCAUCGUUUGCGUCUGGUGGACUCGCAAACGGAGAAAAGCGCGCGAAAGGAAUGCGCACCUCCCGUCCGACGUCAACAACCACUGGGAGCCUCUUCGGCUCGUCGGAGGGCGUCCGCAGCCGCAGUCGCAGCUGAAAGAGAGCAACAGGGAGGCGGAGCAGGAGCGCAAAAAGCUCAUGGAGCCUUCUUAUCGGACGUGUGAUGAAGGAGAGGAGGAGGAGGAGACGGAAGGCGAGCAGGAGCUGGAGGAGGAGGAGGAGGAGGAAGAGGAGGAGGAUGAGAUGUGCGGGGCGGAGGCGUCUCCUAAGAACUCCAAGACUGCCGUGCAGUCGAGCGCGGGUCUGAUCUGCACCACGCACACUUCCAGUUCGCCCCUAAAGGCGCCACACCGGACCCCCGGCUACAACCCCAAAGACAACCGCUGGAAAAAUGUCAGCGCCGUCACGACGGGCCAGAAGGACGUCCGAGAUCAUUGCGUAUGAGACAUUUCAAGGAAAGACUCGCCAUGAGGCGGCCUUUUUUUUUUUUUUUUUUUUUUUUUUUUUUUUUAAGUCUUUUGGGACUAAAAAGGCUUUGUUUUUUAAAUAAGCCAUUUUUAUUUAGUUUUCGUCACCUGACGUGAUGUUUAGGUUCAGGCAGCACAGUGGACACCCUCAGUUCUUUGUCAGGCGGGAAAAGAAGCUCGCUGCGAUUUACGUUGAUGUACCAGAUAAGAAACAAGGAGAAAAAUCCGUAUUCUGAUUUUUGUUUUUUGCGUUCCAGACUGUUAUGACUUGUGGUCCCAUCAGACUUCUGUUGGACGUCCCGGGCCAGGAAGGAAAAACCUUACCCCUGCUCUUUGUCGCUCCGGCCAAGAAACCCCACAGUGCCUACUUUGUGGCCUUCAGUCAUUUUAUCCCGUCUUCUCAGUCGUCUGAGCUCUUUUUUUUUUUUUUAACCAUAUUCAUUUUAUUUUAUUUUUUUUUGCAGUAUUUGAGUUGGUAGCAAGUGCCUUUCUCACUCCAAGUCGCGCUGCCCAGUUUGACCUCCUCGCUUUGGACAUUUAAAGAGUUCCAUUUCACAGCAACGCCAUUCAAGGUAUUUGAUCCGAACAGAAAUGAACACUCUGUACAUAUUUGUAAAUACAAAAAAAAAAAAAAAGGAGGAGUCGCUGUGUAUAUUUGAAAUAAGUAACUUAAGACGAGUCACACAUUUUUAUUAUUAUUAUUAUUAUUAUUAUUAUUGUUAUUAUGAGUAAUAUUAUUUUUUUUACAACGCCAUUCCUUUUAUUUAUGCCAGUGGAAAUAGGAAGGUUUUAUAAAGCGUCAACAGGCCCACAGUUAAGAACCUUUACAGUGAGGUACCACCCAUGAAGGACUUUUUUGAAGGGUUUAAAAAUGGUUUGUUUGUUUUCUUUUUUAAUUAAAAAAAAAAAUGCUUUGAUUUCAUCCAGACUCAUAUCCGACUUUUCAUAGCUAAACAGUCAAUAGUUAUUUCGGCCUUAAAAGCCAUUUCUAAGCCCGUCAUUAAACCCUUUCUGUUUCAGGUGCCUUAAUGUAACCAAUCAUGCAUUAUUUGUGUCAUGAGUUGUCAUCUUUUUAUGCUUUUUUUGGUUUGUUUUCACGAGUAACUCUUUAAAAAAACAAAAACAACAAAAAAAAAAACAACUGUGUUGUAUUGUGGCGUGUUUUAUUCGCCUUAGUAAAGUGCUUUCCUUGUCUCGCUUUGCUUUCGGGAUGGAGAUGAAAAGACACUUGUCCACCGCGGUGCUUUUUUUCCGCGUCGCGAAUGUGGACGUCUUGUCGGGUCAAAUGUUGGGUUUCACGGCUUUAACCAAGGAGACCAUGUUUGCUGCAGCGAGCCUGCAGCUGUCUUUGUUUCAGUUACCAACUCAGUCCACACGGGAAAGAAAGAAAAAAAAAAGAAAAAGUUUCGACCCCGCCCCCUUUUUUUCCACACCAUGUAAGACCAUCAUCAUAUUUUCUGUUUCACGGGACGCAGCAAAAAUAAAGAAUUCAAGCGGCAUCACUGCUGGUUUAAAAACUGAAUAUGCAUAUUUUUCAUUCUAUAUGGUUUUUGUACAAAGGAAAGCUUUUCGUGAAUGUUUCAUGGGCCCUUAUUAAAGCUCUUUUGACACUUUCUCAUCACGCUUGUGAUAUUUGGAGUUCCGCACAGACUAGCUCAAACAAAAAGGUACAUUUCU